AUCUAAGCUUCUUCUUCGGCGAAUCGACGAAGGGACGAGCCAACCAGACUUCUUCUCUCGGCCAUAGCCGGCAGAUUUGAGAGGUUCAGUGAUGGUGUGGAGAAGAAGCUAAUCUCCAGGAUUCCUAUGAUAAUCGGUGUUUUGCGUGACGGUUUGGAGAAAAAUCCGAUCUCCAGGUUCCGUACUACAAUUGGAUUUCAGGUGACGAUUCUUUCUGGGAUUAGUUUGUUAACUCUGUUUUCUUCCUUUCAUGGUUUCGUUCUCAUUCUUUCUUCUUUUGGAGGGUUUCUUCGUCCCCUUUCCGAGGAGGUUGGGUCACCGAGGUAUAUUACAAGGAUUCCGAUGGUAAUUGAUGUUCUGCCGUGCCUUAUCCGUACCCUUAUGAACGAGCAAAAGCGAGCGAUGGGUCGCCGGUAUGUCAACGGAGUUUUUGUCAACUUCCUAUUCCACUGCAGGUUCCUUAUUCUAUAUAGAAAUUGACAG
Molecule: messenger RNA, 483 nt
Organism: Linum tenue
Lineage: Eukaryota; Viridiplantae; Streptophyta; Magnoliopsida; Malpighiales; Linaceae
Source: the annotation of a GenBank genome assembly